Messenger RNA from Malania oleifera, 1605 nucleotides. RefSeq names its product serine carboxypeptidase-like 45. Gene Ontology annotation, molecular function: serine-type carboxypeptidase activity. The transcript has 10 exons. The record is from RefSeq and is a predicted model, not a curated record. NCBI's taxonomy places the organism in Eukaryota, Viridiplantae, Streptophyta, Magnoliopsida, Santalales, Ximeniaceae. Gene Ontology annotation, biological process: proteolysis. The coding region runs from base 1 to 1479 and encodes 492 amino acids. Gene Ontology annotation, cellular component: vacuole.
AUGACGGUGGUCGCAAUCUGUGCAAGCCUGAUAGCAAAGUGCAAAACGACGUGGUUUUCCUCAAAGUACGCAGAUAGAAUAGCGUAUCUGCCGGGCCAGCCGCCGGUGAGUUUCCAGCAAUACGGCGGCUACAUCGGGGUAGAUGACAGAGAUAGCAGGGCUCUGUUUUACUACUUUGUGGAAGCAGAAACCGACCCAUCUUCUAAGCCUCUCGUUCUCUGGUUCAUUGGAGGGCCGGGUUGCUCAUCUCUUGGAGCCGGAGCUUUCAUGGAGCAUGGCCCUUUCAAACCAUCAUCUGAAUCCCCUUAUUAUCCCAGUUUGUAUAGAAAUCCCUUCAGUUGGAAUACAGUAGCGAACAUGUUAUAUGUAGAGUCGCCUGCUGGAGUUGGGUUCUCUUAUUCUACUGAUAAAUCCUUCUAUACUUCCGUGAAUGAUAGCAUGACAGCCCGGGACAAUCUUGUCUUCCUCACUCGCUGGCUUCACAAAUUUCCGGAGUAUUGGGGUAGACCUUUAUUCCUUACAGGAGAGAGCUACGCAGGUCAUUAUGUUCCACAACUCGCACAACUCAUUUUAAAUUGUCCAUCAUGGGAUACGAAGUUCAAUUUGAAGGGAAUAGCUCUGGGAAAUCCUCUUCUGGAAUUCAAUACGGAUUUCAAUUCGGUGUCCUCGUUUCUGUGGGCUCAUGGAGUGAUAUCAGAUUCAUCGUUGUCGCUUUUGUCAUCGGUUUGCAACUACUCCCGGUACCAGCGAGAGUCCCAAAUUCUGAGGCGCGUAUCCACCUCCUGCGCCAAGGUGAUGGCGCAGGUCACCGCAGAAAUUGGCCCAUUCAUUGAUGUCUACGGCAUUCAUCUCGAUCGCUGCAAGUCACGGCGCGAUCCCCAACUGGGCGCUCUCCAUCACCCAAUCCCUCUGCCUCGCCGCCCGGCCAUGACCGCUUUUCCUCUUCCUCAAUCUAAUAAUUACCAGCCAAGACCAGAAGCAGUAGAUGUGUGCAUAUUGAAUAAAACAAUCAUGUAUUUAACUAGAAAAGAUGUACAAACAGCUCUCCACGCUCGUCUUGUUGGAAUCAACAAUUGGAAUAUAUGUAGUAGUGUUAUGCAUUACGACUUGAAAAACUUGGAGAUACCUACAAUUGGUGCUGUGGGCUCGCUCAUUAAGUCGGGCAUCCGGGUGUUGAUUUUCAGUGGAGAUGAAGAUUCAGCUAUCCCACUUCUUGGGACUCGGAUGCUUGUGGAAAAAUUGGCAAACGAAUUAAAGCUAGAGACAACUGUACUGUAUAGAAAUUGGUUUGCUAAUAAUCAGGUUGCUGGAUGGACUCAAGUUUAUGCUAAUAUCCUAUCCUUUGCUACUGUCAGAGAAGCCUCUCAUGAACCUCCUCAUUCGCAGCCAGAAAGAUCACUACUGCUAUUUAAAACAUUUUUAGAAGGCAAACCACUACCUGAUGAAGAGGCCAUCGAUGAUGAUAAUAUACACACAUAAAUAUAUUAUGUGAACAUUUACUCGUAAGCUACGGAGUUGUAACGACAAUAAAGCUAUAGUAUAGUUGGCCCAAAAGGCUAUUGUCAACUUCUAAAAGAUAAAAAGAAAAUAAUUUUCUAUCAAAAA